GACGCGAUUUGAGCUGUGAACUUUGUGCGCGGCGCCAUUUAUCGAUUGCGCAGCGCGAGAGGCUCUUAUCUAGUUCGCAUCGCUGCGCGGAAAGAGCCGCGGCACGCGCGCGCCCCGCCAUUUCAAAUACAAAGGCAGAGCGCAUUUGAAGCGCAGCGCAGCGCAGCGCAGGACACGAAGAGAGCGCAACGAUGGCGACCGUCACGCCCUCGGCCGUCGCCAAGCUCUGGCGCAAGGACGUGCCGAGGGAGGCGCGCUACGCGGGCCUUCGAGACUUACUGGAAGAGGACGCAUCGGACAACAGAGACUCGUUGACAGUAAAAACAACACCAAGGGAUUGUACGACGAAGGAGCUCGACGAACAUCUGCCGGACUACGCCCCUUCUAUAGUGGGUGCUUUGUUACAAGACCUCCGCGCUUCCAAUGAUAGGGCGGCGGCGGAGUGCUUGUCAUUGUUGGUAAGGGUCGCCGGGCGCCGCCCGUCGAAACUCGCGUCGUCCUUGGUAGAGGCGGGACUCACGAGGCAAGCUCUGUCAAGGGCAGCCUUGGAUGCCGCGCGGACAUCACUCCAAAAUAACGAACUGGACGCGGCGAGUGCGGCUCUAGAAGCCUACGCCUGCGGCCCGUCGAAGGGCCCCGAGCCGGCAGAAUAUGCAUCAAGGUGGUGCGUCGUGGCCUGCGCUGCACUGAAGAAGAAUGACUCUCGUUUAGAAACCGCGGCUCUCUCAGUCCUGGAUGCUGUGGUACGUAGAAGUACCACAGACCCGGCCUACGCGUUGUGUGCGUUCAAAUCCUCAAAAGCUGGAGAACGCAGUUUUCACAGCCCGACGCAAGUCGACGACGACGGUUAUUGGGACUGUGCCCUCGCGUCGAGGUGCGCCGACCCGAGACCGUACGUCGCCAGGGCCGUCGCCGCGUCGUUAAGAAGGGCCGCUUCUACCUUGAGACGAGGUCGACCUUUAUCAGAUUGGCUCUCGCAACGAACGCUGACGGAACUGUUGAUCCCGGCCUGGAAGGAUCAACUGAGAAACGGGACCGACGUCUGCGAUUCAAUAGGAGCGUUGUUGGACUGCUGCCAUCCUUCGCCGCUAUUCAACGGCGACGCCAAGGCCGCCAAGGCCCUCGUUCCUUUGCUCUCGGAAUGUAGGAACAAAGCGACGAACGCACUCACGCAAGACAAAGACUCGACACCUUUGAAGCAGUUCUUUACCGCGUGGGACGCCGUGUUCCGCUGCUUGCGGGGUGUGGACGAUGAAAGGUGGUGCCGCGCCGCGCGCCAGCACGGAAAAAUGCUGGCGAGGCCCUACGCUGCGGCCUACGUCCGAGCGGCUCAGUCAGGUUCCUACGGCCUGGAGCUGAUCACGGCGGCCUGCGACGAGCCCCGAGCGUUAGAGAGAGUGCUCAAGAGCUUAGGGAAGGCUUUUUCGGACGACGUCGACGAAAAUAACAUGGCAGCUCUCUGUGAACGCGCGCCGGCGCCUUUGCUCGCUAGAAGUCUCGCCAAGUUGUUGAGAAGGUGCGAGGAGGCGUAUGUCGUGAAAGCUACCAUAGUGGUCCUAGAGCAUUGCCUCGCGAAGCACUGCGACCGGCACGGCAUCUGUGACGCGGUGCGGAAGCUAGCUAGACGGCGUAUUGGUAGAGAUAAGCUCAGGAAGAUCGUUUGUUCAGCGGGCGGUGACAUUCUAGGUGCUUACAUUGAUGAAGGCGUCGACGGCUUUGAUCUCAUCGCCGCAGCAAAGAGUGGUGAUGUUUCAUUCGCCGCGCGAGUUGAGGGUACAUCACUACUGAAAGCUCUUGAAAAAGCCGAAGCUUCUGAAGAUAGGGAGACACUACUCAUAGCGUGGCGCGCCCACCCCAAAGAUUAUGCUCGACUGUGGGCCUGGCCUCUGCUGUCGGCCAUCGACACGAACCAGACGACGGGACUCGACGAAGCUGAUAAUUGGGGCCAGAAUCUGGCACGAGUCGGGCGCCGUAAAUCGGGUGAUUCGGUGGAAGCGGUCGCGGUCGUCACGCAAGUGCGCGAGACGCUCGAGGACGCGACGCAAGAGGUGAGUGCCGAAACGCUCGCGGCCGCGUGUUGCUUUUGUGCGGCUUUGCUAGACGCGAGCGGCUACGACGCCGUUGGUUUACCAAGGGCCGUCGCCGACGCGGCUUAUAUACUGAAGCGGACCGUCGCCGUGGACGGUAAGUUUGGCGACCUCGCGGACUCGAUCGGCGUCGCACUGGCGCGGAACGAUAGUGUAGAUCUGUGCACGGACGUGUGCAAGGCGAUUCAGGAGUGCGUGCCGAAGCUGCUGGAACGUGACAUCGCGUUCGUCGGCAAUGUGUUAGAUGCUCUAGAUGGGAAAGCGGAUAGGCUGACGGAGGCGGCGGCGCCGUUGUUGGCCGCUUCAUACAACGACGACCGCGUGGCGCGAAGGGCCGACGACGCGUGGUCGAGGAUCAAGCCGGAAGACCCAGCGAAGCAGCCGGCGGACGUUAGAGUGGCCUGCGGCGCCUUCGUGCGGAGGGGAGGAAGGCAGCAGCCCCUGACAUUAGGGAAGCGGUCCGUGGAAGCGCCGACGCCGGCCCCCAAGAAGCUCAAAACGCCGAUCUCCGGGGUUAGUGGCGACGCGCGGCUGUCCUACGCGCUCGCCGAGGUCGGGACGCAGUCGUCCCAGGACCUGACGCAGGAGCCGCGCCGCCGCGCGAACAUCAAAGGAGAUUAUGCGUUGGCGAACUCCCAGACGGAUCUUCCCGCUGCGUGGGCCGCGCGGCUCGACAAGGCGCCGAGCCAGUCGCAGGGGUAAGGAGUCAUGUGUGC
Messenger RNA from Pelagomonas calceolata, 2803 nucleotides. The record is from the annotation of a GenBank genome assembly. NCBI's taxonomy places the organism in Eukaryota, Pelagophyceae, Pelagomonadales, Pelagomonadaceae.